UACACGCCAGAGGCUCUCGCACAGCGGACAGACCCGCUGCUGGAGGCAUUUGUCAACAAUCUAAUGCGCGACGGCAAAAAGGCCCAGGCGACGUCGCACAUCUGCGACAUGCUCGACCACCUUGCCCAGGCCUUUCACGCGGACCCGCUGCCGGCGCUGCAUGCGGCCGUCGAGGCUGCCUCGCCGCUCGUGCGCAUGCAGACGCGAAAGGGCGGCGGUAAGAAUGUGCAGGUGCCUGUUGCGCUCCGGGCCGAGCAGAGCCGGAGAAAGGGCAUCGUCGCCAUCUUGGACGCGAGCAAGAAGAGAAACGAUCGGAAGCUGGCGACGAGGCUGGCAAGGGAGGUCAUUGCCGUCCUCGAGGGGACGAGCUCGACGCUGGCAAAGAAGGAAGAAGCACACAAGGUCGCCAUGUUGAAUCGCAGCAAUGCCAGCGUCAGGAUCUAG
This is a messenger RNA of Acaromyces ingoldii, 444 nucleotides long. Its product is annotated as ribosomal protein S7. Gene Ontology annotation, biological process: translation; ribosomal small subunit assembly. The record is from RefSeq and is a predicted model, not a curated record. The transcript has a single exon. Gene Ontology annotation, cellular component: ribosome. The annotation marks the transcript as partial. Gene Ontology annotation, molecular function: structural constituent of ribosome; mRNA binding; rRNA binding. Lineage: Eukaryota; Fungi; Basidiomycota; Exobasidiomycetes; Exobasidiales; Cryptobasidiaceae.